Messenger RNA from Punica granatum (pomegranate), 2743 nucleotides. NCBI's taxonomy places the organism in Eukaryota, Viridiplantae, Streptophyta, Magnoliopsida, Myrtales, Lythraceae. The record is from RefSeq and is a predicted model, not a curated record.
AAUAAAUUUUCCUAUUUUGGGCUACGAAAGAGACCCAUAAACCUAAUAGGGAUACGUGAAAGAAAAUAAACGAGCACAUACAGUAAGUAACUUGAAAUCCUUCAAUUUUCGAAUGAGUGUCGCUGCGCUGUGCGCCAACUCCGUUGACAGGGACUCGUCCAGUUGUCAACAAAAUAGGUUCACCCCGGCACUGAAGGUGGCGACACAAAAAAAAAAAAAAAAGAGUUAUAAAUUCCCUCUCUUUUCUCCCUUCGCCUUCUCUCCUCUUCCUGCUCAAACACAGAGCAGACGCCAUCAACACUGUUUCAUUAUCACUCUCUGUUGUCCGCCUCUUCAUCCCUUUCCCUGCUGCACUCUUCCUCCAAAGGGCCUUACUAGGUCAAUCGAAAUGGUUGCUCAUCAGCCAUCUGAUGAUAUCAAGGAUCACGGAACAUUCUCUAACAGGAAAGGGGGCAGGGUUCGAUGCAACUACUGUCAGAAGGAGAUGCAAGGGUUGCGCCGCCUCAAGUUCCACUUGGGAGGUGUAAAGGGAGAUGGAACAACUUGCCUUAAGGUUCCUGCAAAUGUCAGGGAACUAUAUCAGAAUGAGAAGUUUGAAAGGAAGAAGCAUAAAUAUUAUGACCUUAAGAGAGAUAUGCUUUUGUUGGAUCCCUUAAAAGAACUUCCUCAGAAGAGAAACUGUUCCCAAAGAUCAUAUAACUUCAAGGGAACUAGACCUGAAAGUGAUAGUCUCAUUGGCAUCAGUACCGCAAAUUUGACUAGUUUCCAGGAAAUUAUGUACUCGACAACAGGAGAUAGGAGGUCGGAGUACAAGAGUUACCAAGAAGUGAAAGGAUCGGUUCCUCAGGCUGAAGUGACAGAGUUGCAAGAUUAUGUGAAGAGAACCAAGCAAUCAUGGUCCAGCACUGGGUGCAGUAUCUUGCUGGACACUUGGAGGAAUGGACAAGGCCAAGACUUCGUUAUUUUCCUGGUAGAUUGUUCCGAGGGUCCAAUUUAUCUGCAGUCGUCCAAUGUAUCUUCUUUUAGUCUUGACAGUGAUGCCAUACAAUCAAUGCUAAAUAAGGUCAUUGAGGAGGUUGGAGCCCAGAAUGUUGUUCAGAUCAUUGCUUGCUCAACAGCUGGUUGGUUAGGGACUAUGGAGAAGCAGUUUAUGGAAAAAUGCAAGACAGGGUUUUGGACCGUGAGUGCAUCCCACUGCGUUGAACUCAUGCUCGAAAAGAUGGCAUUGAUGGACUCAGUCCAACCUGUACUGGAAAAGGCAGCGAGCCUCACGAAGUUCAUGUGGAAACAGAAAGACAGCUUUCCCCUACUUGACAUCAAGGACCCCUUCUCUGAGGGGAAGUCGGCAGCCAUACCCUUCAUGACUCUUGAGAACAUCGUAGCAGAAGAGGAGAAACUGAUCACCGCAUCUGAGUGGAAAGCCUCAGUUUGGGCUUCAACAGAAGGGAAAAUGGUGUACAAACUUUUCCGGCUCCGAUCUUUCUGGAGCGAAGCGAGGAUGGUUCUGAAGGCAAGUGUGCCGCUGGUUCGUCUCUUGGCUCUGAUUCACAGGGCUGACAAACCACUUAUGGGGUACAUUUACGAGACCAUGGACCGGGUGAAGGAAGCAAUUAAGAUGGAAUUCGAGGGCAAGACGUCAGAGUACAUGCCCUUCUGGAAAGUAAUCGACGAGAUAUGGGAUAAACAUCUCCACAGCCCAUUACAUGCUGCAGGCUAUUAUUUAAACCCGAAUCUUUUCUAUUCGAGCAAUUUCCACCUUGAUACAGAGGUAGCCUUUGGCCUCCUUUGCUGCAUAGUUCGCUUGGUUCGAGAUGAGAAUAUGCAGGACCAGAUAUCUCAGCAGCUCGACGAGUACCUACAAGCCAGAGGUGAUUUUGAAGAGGGGAGCUCCAUCAGAUGCAGAGACAAACCUCCAUUGGAAUGGUGGUCCAAGUAUGGAACAGAAUGCCCUGAGCUCCAAAGAUUUGCAAUUUAUAUUCUAAGCCAGACCUGCGAUGGACCGUCAAGAUAUGGCCUGAACAAAGAAAUGGCUAGGAAGCUGCUGACAAGUGAAAUGAACUGCGUCGACCAGCAAGAACAAGCGCAGUUGCGGGAGUUGACAUUUUAUCACUAUAAUCUGCAGCUCCUGUACUCUAAGAAGCACCGCGGGGAGGGCAAUAGUUGCUAUGAAGACCUUGGUGGGGAGUAGACAAGUAUAUAUGCUCUUUAUUAGGUCUUAGCUGUCAUAUCAUUGUUAGAGCAAUCAUUUUCGAUAGAGGAAGACAGGCAAUAUACAAAAAACCAUUGUCGUAAGAUAACUAAAGGAACAAAGACACAACCUUAUUGGUUUAUUAUUGCUUAUCUGUAGGAAUGGAUUACUAUCCCAUUGGUUUAGGCAACUGAAACGAGGAGAAUUCGAUUGUGUUUUCAGUCUUUGCAGGAGCAUCAUGUGUAAUGGCACAGCGUUGAAUGAUAGACAAUUGAUGUGAUCUGACCUCUGGUUUCCGAUCAAGUUCCAAGGCCGGAAUCCCUUUUAGCUGUGUUAAUUUAUCCGUGUAAGCAGACAUCUGCAGAACAUAUCGAGUUUGAUAUAUAUGCAUGGUGGACUAUCCGCAAUGUAGGACCAAUACUGUAGGUUCUGUCUAAAACAGAGUUGCCAUUGCCCCUGCAUAUACUUACAGGAACAGUAAUGGAUGACUGUCUUUAUUAUAGAAUGAAGAUUAGUAUCUUUGCUCUGCGAAGUAGCGAGAAGAAGAGGUUCCGG